Molecule: messenger RNA, 523 nt
Organism: Ascoidea rubescens DSM 1968
Lineage: Eukaryota; Fungi; Ascomycota; Saccharomycetes; Ascoideales; Ascoideaceae
Exons: 1
Coding region: 134-478 (114 amino acids)
Source: RefSeq, a predicted model, not a curated record
ACUAACUGAUGGUAUUAUUUGUUUUAAAGUGGCUGGAUCUCUAGUUUCGGUCUCAACCUUGUUGUAGUGAAUUUAUUGUUAUAGUGAUCCAAUUGGAAUAUCCGACUGCCUCGCAACAGAAGCAUUCCGUAAAAUGCUUUGCGAUGAUGCUUUAGCAACUUCAACCAACAGUGAUAUUAUUUUAUCAACUAACGAUGGAAGAGAUGCUUCCCUUCUUUUUAACACCAGAGCUACAACCAAUUUCAUAUACGAAUCGAUAUUAGAUUCUCCGCCACCUAAUAUUAACAUUAUUUCAGUUCAAGAACUUGAAAAUGCAAAAAUUAUUCAUGCCGUUUUUGGUAAAAGCUAUAGUGUUGUGAGGCAGCCGGAUGUCCCAAUUGGAUUACUACCGGUCUACCGGCAUCUGUUGCCGGUCUGCUCUCGUUACCCUCUGGGAUGUAACCCAGUCCCCUAUAAAAAGGGGGCUGGGAGCGCUUGAUGGUUGUUUCUUUUUUUAUAUACUUCUCUACCUUAAUAUAUUAUC